AUGAUUUAAUAAAGCUUAGAAUAAGUUUUUACACUAGAGAGUAGUUCAAACUAUUCAUAAUUAAAUGAAAAAGGAAAAUAUAAUUUUGAAGUAGUUUACUUUGUUGAUGAAUCAUAAAUCUCUUAUUACGAAUUAUAAAAAAACUAAUAUAAAAAUAGAUCAAGAUGGUGCGCUAUGUAUUGUUUUUACACUAUCAUUCUGUAGUUGUGGAAAUUAUGCAACACUUAAUGAUGAUCUAUGUCAAUUUUGUAAAGAAGAUUAUAAAAAGAUAAGAACUUAUCACAAGGCUAGAAUGAUAUGUUUAACAAUUAAUAACUUCUUAAAAAAAUCAGGAUAACCUAUAUAUUUUACAAUAAAUAAAAACAUAAUAACAAAAUAAAAAGCUAAUUUAAAAAAUCUUUAGAACUAUAUUAAGUAAAAUUACGAUGAGAAUAUUUAAUUUAAAAAGUAAAUAAUCUAUAAAAAUUUAAGCUAUUUAUAAAAUAAAGAAUAUUUAAAGAGAUUGAAAGAAAACAAUAAAAUGAAAGCUAAUCCAGAGUUUAUCGUAUACUUUGUAGAAAAAUUACUUUCUAAAUUGUGA
Messenger RNA from Paramecium sonneborni, 580 nucleotides. The record is from the annotation of a GenBank genome assembly. Lineage: Eukaryota; Ciliophora; Oligohymenophorea; Peniculida; Parameciidae.